This is a messenger RNA of Trypanosoma brucei brucei TREU927, 2541 nucleotides long. RefSeq lists its product as hypothetical. The record is from RefSeq and is a predicted model, not a curated record. Lineage: Eukaryota; Euglenozoa; Kinetoplastea; Trypanosomatida; Trypanosomatidae. The transcript has a single exon. The coding region runs from base 1 to 2541 and encodes 846 amino acids. Gene Ontology annotation, molecular function: protein binding.
AUGGCUGAUCCCAUCGCUGUUAACUUCAGGCGAGCGCGCUUUCCCAACACACCACCAGCGCAGUUACUCACGGUUAUUGUGUCGUACAGACGAGGAUGUGCUCCGCUCGCCCUUUUGGCGGUCAGCCCCACAGCGCGACGGGCGGUGGAAGAGACCGGAUGCGCAAUUGGUGGACUUCGUGUCAUCCAUAAAAACAAUGACGUAAAGAAAUGUGAUGAUGUGCGUUUUGUAGCCCCGGAAGAAUUGGAGUUGGCCGCAAGUAACAAGCAAAGUCUCCAGUCUGCGGUAUUUGGGUUGUGGUGGUACAAACGCUACCCGUUCACAUCACUUGUGGUCGAUCACGCAGGAAAGGAGAACAUGCCUCUUAUAAUCCGACUCAAAAAGGCACUGAACAUUAAGAAGAUGGUAAUACUCAAGUCUGCGGUAACAAAUGAAAUGAUGCACAUCGUUUCUAUGGCCCGUGAUCUUGAGUCACUAACAGUACGCAACUGCUUUAGUGAGUCAGAGGCGAGCCUGUGCAGUGUGACGUCCAUUCUCAACAGCCGUGCAACGAACAGGCGAGAUGCGAGAACGUUUUAUCUAUCCGGUGUAACAAGUUUGGGGGUUUUAAGGUGCCUACGAAGCCUCACCUUGUUCGCAACACCGCUCAGUAAUCAAAUCAUGUCGUACUUUUGCGAAUGCACAAAUUUGGAACGAGUUGUAGUGGAUUCGUGUUGCGGUUUGGUCUCAUUGGAGUGUUUUGCUGCUUUACAGCGGCUGACACAUCUAUCUGUAUUAAAUUGUACCAUAACCGACGAAGGGUUACCGCCAAUUAGCAAGUGUUUUUCACUGCAAUAUGUGAUGCUUGACAACUGUAUGAAACUGAGGAGUCUGAACUGUCUUGGGUCGUUGCGGAACUUGCGAACGCUAAUAGUUUCGCGCAACAGGAUACCUGAAGAGGGUGUUCAGGGUCUACGAAAGCUACGCGACUUGGAGGUCCUGCGAUUUUCUGUCUUUAAUCGUCCCACCGCCGUCGAGUUUAUUUCGAGCCUUGGAAGUUUGGUUGAACUUGAUCUGAGGGAUAACUGGGUAGGGGACGCAGGUUGCGCCUCUUUCGUUCAUUGCAGGCAGCUCCAGCAACUGAAACUUUCCUGCUGCCGCCGCGUAUCGGAUGUGCGGUGGCUGGCUGCGCUAACCUGCCUGCGCACGUUGGAUCUCUCGCACACAAACGUGAGGAGUCGCUGGCUCGAGUCGCUGAGAGCGUGUCGUUAUCUUGUGGAGCUGAAUGUCGCCUACUGUAGGGAUGUAGUGGAAGUUUCGUUUCUUAGUGAGUUGCGUUUGCUGAAGCACUUGGACCUAAGUGGAACGGAUAUUGGAGAGCAGAAUCUGGACCCCAUUGGACGGUGUGAGGGGCUUACGUUCUUGUUGUUAAAAGAUUGUAGUUCCGUGAAAGAUUUGCACUUCUUGGAGACACUGCGGGAGUUAGUGAAACUUGACACAGAAAGGACGGGAAUUAUGGACGCAAACGUCUGCCAAGUGGUAGCGUGCAAAAAACUUGAAUUUUUGUCUUUCCGCUACUGCCACCUACUGACGGACGUGAAGUGCUUGGAGGGGCUGAGGAAUUUGAAGACGCUGGACCUUGCGGGUACCAACGUGACAAACGAGGGAAUCUCCUCCCUCCCGAAGUGUGUGUCGCUAGAGUACGUUGACGUGAGCGAGUGCUGUUUAAUCACACACCUCGAGUUUCUGCGGCCACUCCCCAAUUUGCAGCAAGUUGUUGCUGACCAAAUGAAUUUGACGGAUAUCGGUGGGUUGACUGGCGCUCCUUCCUUGAGAAGAGUGACCCUAAAUGAGUCGAAGCGAUUGGGGACGGUGGGCGAGGUGCGAUUGCCGUACCUGCAGGAACUGUCACUGAGGAAGAGCACUAUUUCCAACGCCGGCAUUCGCAGUCUUCUGGCAUCGUGCCGCUCUUUGCAGCACCUCGACAUGCAACACUGUCAUUCCGUCACCGAACUUAGUGCUCUUUCCCAAUUGCCCAACCUCAGAGAACUCCUGCUGAGAAACAUAAGAGUGACGGGUGAGUUCAUGACUCACAUCGCCUCGUGUGUGAAUUUGAGAAAGCUCCAAAUGACUGAAUGCGCUGAUAUAACGGACGUGAAUUGCUUGAGCGCACUGCAGUCACUGGAGGAUAUCGACCUUUCGAGAACAAGUGUAACAACAGAAGGUAUUAAAGGUCUUUCCAAAUGUUACGCGUUAAGGAAGUUGAACUUGAGUGAGUGUCGUUACGUUACCAACGUCAACUGUCUAGGAAAGCUACCCUUUCUUCGGGAACUCCAUUUAGAAAAAACAAAUGUUACGGACAAGGGUAUCGCUGGCUUAUCAAAUUGCAUCCAGCUGGAAACUCUAGCGCUUACGAAGUGUAGCCGAAUCACGAAUGUGGAGCGGCUUCAUAGCUCUUUGCCCCAUCUCGAGGAAUUUGAUGUUUACGGCACGUCAGUUGAUAAAUUCCACCGAUGUCUGGGUGGAAGUCAGCGUACGCAGCAUGCUUGCUCAGUUCUUUGA